Messenger RNA from Mercenaria mercenaria, 2752 nucleotides. Its product is annotated as von Willebrand factor D and EGF domain-containing protein-like. NCBI's taxonomy places the organism in Eukaryota, Metazoa, Mollusca, Bivalvia, Venerida, Veneridae. The coding region runs from base 119 to 2554 and encodes 811 amino acids. The transcript has 18 exons. Gene Ontology annotation, cellular component: extracellular matrix. The record is from RefSeq and is a predicted model, not a curated record.
AAGCCUCUUUAACAAACUUAAACAAUUACCAUCUUGACACUAACUCCGCAUCAUUUGCAACUGUUAUUUAUAUUUUUCCUAGUUUGUUUAUGUGCGAAACGUCUAUUAGAAUUUCAAAAUGGAAAAUAAGAGACGCUGUUUAGCAUUUCUAUGUGUGCUGGUUAUUCUUAUUUAUCCAUGUUUGUGUGAAGCGGCAUGUGAAAAUACCAAUCCACCAACCUUGAACGAUAUUUCACACCGAGGAUGGGACGACAGGUCGGAAUACUGGUCGGGUGGUGACGGUUUAAUUCUGAGUGAUCGUGACAUAGACCAGGGAUGGUACAGCGCAGUGUUUAACGGGCGACAGUACCUAAUGACUGACUCUAGAACUACUCCAGACCCAACCGGUUGCAAUUCUUUAUACUCUGUAUACCUGAAAGAGAAACAUCCUUCACUCGAUGAACUGAGUGAAGAUCCGGUAACGAUGACGGCAUGCGGGUUGGACUUUACGCUAGCCUGUGAUUUGCAGUACAACGUAAUGAUCAGAAAGUGCGGAAAGGAAGUUCAGUAUUACCUGAAGCCUACUGCUGAAUACUCAGCAUACUGCUUCGAUCCCGGAGACAUCAUUUACGAUCUGGAUGUACCAGCACCAGACGACGUACACUUGGGAAAAGUACAAGCUAAACCUGAGCUGCGUUUCAAGCGUUCUACACAGACUAUACGAAAUAAACAUGUAACACAAUAUGAACCAUACAUACAAUUUAGCUGCUCCUUUUCGAAUUCAACCAACUACUUUUACACAGUGCAGUGGAAAGUAAAUGACAAGACAGUGAUUACCCUUGGACCUUCCCAAAACAUGGAUGACCUUUCACUUCACGAAAAUAUGUUCAAGGACGUCACCUUUGACUUUAAGGUUCAAUGUUCAGUAGCCGUAUCAUCUGUUAAACAUGGUCAGCAAACACAACCAGUGUAUGGUGAAUACUACCUUGCUGGUGUCAAGAUUUAUAACUCAACCGUGUAUCUGAGAAAAGGUCGGUCAGUGGAAAUAGCUAUGUCAUCCACGCUUCCAAUCGGAUGUAAGUACAACGACCUCACUGGCGGCUUCACUAGCAAGUUCUGCAAGGACGAACUCAGGAUUUAUACAGCAGAACCUCAGCAGUGUCUUCAAGAAACUGUUAACAACAUAGUUAAAAAUGAUUUUUCAAAAUGUGCGGAGUUUAUUCCGACGCUUCCUGUUGGUGAGAAAUGGGAUCCUCAGAAACAAUUUUUCUUUAAAAUUGUUACAUCAGAUAUGGACUACGAAGACAACAACGUUUUUAACCUUAAACUGAAAUUCAGUGAAGGAAUGAAACAUUCAUUCUGGAGAAAUAAAGCUUUACAAGAUGUCCGGGUUAUUGUAACAGACACAAAAGAAUAUAAAGAAAAGAUAUGUUACUCCCAUGUUGACCCACACAUGAGGACGGCCGAUGGCUACUAUUAUGAACAGCACCAAGAAGGGAGAUUCGUCCUUUACUACAAUAAAGAAUAUAGGAUCGAGAUCCAAGAAAGAACAAUGAAAUGCAACAACAAUAGAGCAACAUGCACGAGCGGUAUUUCUAUACGAGCAGGUAAAGAUGUUUUUAUUGCAGACCGAUGUGGAAAAACAAAUUACAUUGGCUUUUCACAAUGCGACAAUGGUGGGAUUCUUCAAGUUGUAAGAGUUGACAGCUAUAAAUACACGGUUUUUACACCCAUUGGAACGAAAAUUACCAUAACACUACACCGAAGUAGUAUGUAUGCUAAAUUCAUGAAUAUAGACAUCGUCAUGGCACCUAAAGAUAAAAACAAUGUACAAGGAUUGUGUGGAAACUUUGAUGGUGAUAUGACAAACGACCUUGUUCACAGUAAUGGUACUAUAUCUGAACUGAAAAACAUAGGAGGUGGUAGUCAUCAUGAAGACUUUGCAAAUAGCUGGCGGGUACCUGACGAAAGGACCCCUAAUUCACAAAAGAAACGUAAUCUAGAAAGCUGGGCGAACUUGAAUGGUAUGUACUGUGUAUGUGAAGAAGGCAAAAGUGGACGGGCUACAGCGGAAGCGUUUUGUUCGAGUACGCAAUAUUUAGACUGUACAAUGAAAAACUCUAUUACCAAAAGUAAAUGUCACAUUCUAAAUACCCGUAAAAGGAGGUCUCCAGGGUCACAUGCCAAAGAGAUGGAAAGACUUUUUACAUUGAUGGAACCAGUCAAAAGUCAUCAUGUCCGAAAGCGCCAAACAAAUGAGGACCAAAUAACUUCUGCCGAGGCCAGCGACAUUUGUUCACAAAGGAUUAAUGGCUCCCUGGCAUUCACAUCAUAUUCGCAUGUGACGGGUUCAGAAAAUCCAUCUGCGGUGAUUGGACAAUGUAUGUUUGAUGUCAAGGUCAGAACUCCGAUAGGUACAAUAAUCGGCAUAUUUCUUCAUACAUGGAGUGAUACAAUGAACAUCGACAUAUAUAUGUCGGCAAAAGAUUUUGGCAACGUAGUCGGUUUGUGCGGAUACUUCGACGGUGAUGUAUCUAAUGAUCUGCUACAUAGAGACGAUAUUAUCAUCACAUAGAGACGAUAUUACCAUUUCUGAUGAUAACAACUGGAGUUAUAAAUUCGCUGAUAGUUGGAGAGAAGCACGGGGAAUUUUACAGAAGACGAAGCUUUCAAAUUUUGUAACCAUUCCAUUUAUACAACGCCAGCAGUUCAGGAAUUUCCGGAUAAACUCUCGAGGAAGAUCCAGAUAAAGUUGUUGAGCAAUGUGUGUAUG